UCCGCUCCCGCCUACAUGGAUUCUGCUUCAAAUCCGCCUACGCCUUCGAGCUCUGAUGCCUCCACCUUCGAACGAUGGCGGAGAAAGUUUUCAAUGAUAACUGGCGUCGGUGGGACAGCAGAAGAGCGAGAAGCUGACAUGGACGCGCGCCAUCAUACCAAGUGCGAGAAGUGGAAGAACGAGCUCAUGACAUACAGUCCGGCCGUGGUAUUCAUGAUGAAGCACCUCAAACUGAACGGCGCGGAUGUGUCCUCCGACGACCUCGUCUGCGCGCCGUGCGACACGAACCGCUCGGGCGGGUUCAGCCCAGAAGCGGGCGCGGUCGUGCUCUGCCAGGGCAAGCUCAUGGACAAGAGCCACAUGGAGGACACGAUCGUACACGAGCUCGUACACAUGUACGACCACGCCAAGUUCAAAGUCGACUGGAAUAACCUACGUCACCACGCGUGCAGCGAGAUCCGCGCGAACAGCCUAAGCGGGGACUGCAGGUGGAGCCGCGAGUUGCGGAGGGGGUUCGUCGCGUUCUCGAAGCAGCACCAGGAGUGCGUCCGACGCCGUGCUGUGAUUUCCGUCCGCAACAACCCCGCGUGCCCAGACGACGCCGCUGCGGAGCGCGCGGUCAACGAGGUCUGGGAGAGCUGUUUCAACGACACCAGGCCGUUCGACGAGAUAUACUAGAAGCGCGUGCACGAUUGCUUCAUUCCGCCCGGCAACUUGAGUGGCUCCUGAGGGCGAUACGACCAGUACUUGCGCGCAGUUGUGAUGUGCUGCGAAACAGGAGAGCGCAGGGUUAUUCUCAGCGGAGUCUCGUGAUGCGCGUUUCACGCGCGAAGUGCCGCUUGUGGCGGGAGAUGUCGUGCUGGCCGUAGCUUCGUGUGGGAGGCUGCCCGUCGCGCCGGUCGCCGUCCGAGGAGCGUGUGCCGGAUGCCAGCAGCGCGUUGCUGGCAGUGUAGACAGCCCGAGCAAAAUAGAAUAUUGGAC
Messenger RNA from Trametes versicolor FP-101664 SS1, 981 nucleotides. RefSeq lists its product as uncharacterized. The record is from RefSeq and is a predicted model, not a curated record. Gene Ontology annotation, cellular component: extrinsic component of mitochondrial inner membrane. The coding region runs from base 16 to 678 and encodes 220 amino acids. The transcript has 5 exons. Gene Ontology annotation, biological process: mitochondrial proton-transporting ATP synthase complex assembly; mitochondrial protein processing. Lineage: Eukaryota; Fungi; Basidiomycota; Agaricomycetes; Polyporales; Polyporaceae. Gene Ontology annotation, molecular function: metalloendopeptidase activity.